Molecule: messenger RNA, 2015 nt
Organism: Blastomyces dermatitidis ER-3
Lineage: Eukaryota; Fungi; Ascomycota; Eurotiomycetes; Onygenales; Ajellomycetaceae
Product: purine-nucleoside phosphorylase
Exons: 7
Coding region: 656-1264 (202 amino acids)
Biological process (GO): nucleoside metabolic process
Cellular component (GO): cytoplasm
Molecular function (GO): purine-nucleoside phosphorylase activity
Source: RefSeq, a predicted model, not a curated record
AAGCAGUUUGAUAGUGGAAGCAGUAUAGAGUAUUUUCUUCAUUUUCUUUCCCAAAUGCAAAAUGACUAAUGUCGUUCUGGCAGCGGCAUUAAUCCUGAAGUCGCUGGCAGAACUGGGGCGGCGGGCUCCGACAAUAUGGAUGCGGGUAAAAACAAUGAGGACAUAUUCGCCCUCUUGAAAGCAAUUCGUUGUUGGAACCUACUCCUUAGUAUCUCACUCAUAGCAUCUAUUUCAAAAUCCAAACUUCCAGUCCAUGUUCCUCGACUCUUCCCAUACCACCUUCCGUAGAUAUUCCAAAGAAUACAAAACAUGGGCAAACAAUCUAUCUUCCAGCAAGCGCAGGAAGCCUGCGCCUAUCUGCGUGAGCGUUUGCCAGCCGAACUUCAAAAGCCCCGAUUUGCCAUAAUUUGCGGAUCGGGCCUAGGCGGACUUGCAUCAUCAGUGAGCGAGAGUCCCAGAGCUGAAUUUGAAUAUGGGUCGAUCCCGCAUUUUCCCACUUCAACCGUCCCUGGUCAUAUCGGCAAACUCGUCUUCGGCAUUCUUGGGGACAGAUAUUCCUGGGGAUAUUGAUGGUUGGUCGAUCACACUAUUAUGAAGGACACACGGUCGACCAAGUCACGUUCCCCGUCCGGCUCUUCAAGUUACUAGGAAUGAAAUGAUCAUUGUCACAAAUGCAUCAGGAGGAUUGAAUCCUGAAUACGAAGUUGGGGAUAUUGUAGUGCUGAGUGAUCAUAUCUUUCUUGCCGGUCUUGCCGGAAUACAUCCACUUCGUGGCCCGAAUGAAGAGGAAUUUGGCGUUAGGUUUCCUGCUCUGUCAGAUGCCUAUGACAUUGGGCUUCGCAGGACUAUCCACCACGCUUGGGGAAAAGUGAUAGGGGCAGAAAAUAAAAGACGGCUGCAUGAGGGUGUCUAUGCAUUUGUUGGAGGACCAAGCUAUGAGACGAGGGCUGAAUGCCGACUAUUAAGACAGCUUGGUGCAGACCUUGUUGGGAUGUCAACGGUUCCUGAGAUCAUAGUGGCACGGCACUGUGGGAUUAAGGUACUCGCACUAAGCCUGGUGACGAAUAAGGCGGUCUUGGCUCCAGUCCCGCGUGGAGAUGACAGGCUUUUGGAACAUUCGACAGUGGAGGAGCUCGACACCAUCGUCGAGGAGGGCAAGGCGACGCAUGAAGAAGUUCUUGAGGCGGGCAGGCUUGCGGCUGUAGAUGUGCAGACACUAGUACAGCAGGCACUGGUAGAUAUUUUUGCGGCAGCCGAAAAUUAAUUAGACUGUCGCGUUUGUAUCGAUUCGACUUGGUGGUGUUGGAUAUCGAACUGUGUUAGAGAUUGGAUAUCUCCUUGACGAUCGGCGGGUGAACUACCUAGGUAGCUUCUACAUAAAACUUCCAGUAGAAUCAUGAAUAGUAUUUCAACCAAAUUUCGUUCCCUUGGAACGCUUGGCUUUAACAGCUUUGUAGUGGGCUGUCUUUCCACUAGUUUUGGCGGCCUGGAUUUCCUCAUAUUUUCGGCGGAAGCGGCCGCUCUCUUUCUCGGUCGCCAUAGCUUCUUCCACGAAAGUCCGUUUCCGCAGCUUCUUGGGAAUCCGAGCGCUAAAGAACUCAGUAGGGCCUUCUAUGAUGGUACCAACUUGGGAAUAUUCCGGCACUUUCGCUUUGCUGUUAUCUUUCUUGUAGUGUCGAUGAGGGUCGAGCACCGGUCUCAUUCGGAGAAGCUGGAGAUCCCUUUUCAGUUCCGGGGUGAGAUUUGUCUUGGGGAGGUUGAACCAGUCAGAUCCUGCGGUUGGCUUUUCCUUUGGCUAAUAAUAAGGGGUCAGUACAUUUCCUCUCAAAUUCAAACCAAGAACUUAGAAAAGAAUCAGGGGAAAGAAUAUGAGAUAAGGGUGUUCAGAGUAACUAUGAAUAAAGAGAGCUUUCACGGAAACAGCGUAGCCCAAGACGGGCUAGUAAAACUGUAUCAAGCGCUAGAAGCGGUAAAUAUCUUCAUCAAAACACCGUAGUGGAAGAAGCGCAAAGCGA